Molecule: messenger RNA, 3849 nt
Organism: Euleptes europaea (tarantolino)
Lineage: Eukaryota; Metazoa; Chordata; Lepidosauria; Squamata; Sphaerodactylidae
Gene: PFAS
Product: phosphoribosylformylglycinamidine synthase
Exons: 27
Coding region: 13-3849 (1278 amino acids)
Biological process (GO): 'de novo' IMP biosynthetic process
Cellular component (GO): nucleosome
Molecular function (GO): protein heterodimerization activity; phosphoribosylformylglycinamidine synthase activity; DNA binding
Source: RefSeq, a predicted model, not a curated record
CUACAUGACCGCAUGACCGAGCAGCGCUACCCGGAGCCCAUCAGUAGCUUUGACAUAGCCGUCCGCCCUGAGCCGGUGUUCCACGUCGAUAUUCUAGGAGAAGGGAGAGCUGCCCUGGUGAAGGCCAACAACCAGUUGGGGCUGGCUUUUGAUUCCUGGGAUCUGGACUUCUACACAAGCCUUUUCCAGAAACUUGGCAGGAAUCCCACCAGCGUGGAGUGUUUUGACCUUGCCCAGUCAAACAGCGAACACAGCCGGCAUUGGUUCUUCAAAGGACGCCUCGUGGUGGACGGGGAGGAAGUCAAAGAGUCCCUCUUCGAGUCCAUCAUGAAGACCCAGGAGCACAGCAACCCCAACAACGUCAUCAAGUUCUGUGAUAACAGCAGUGCAAUCCAGGGCAGGGAGGUUCUUUCGCUGUGGCCCAGAGACCCGUCUCACGCCAGCCCCUUUGAGAAGCGGACCUCCACUCGGCAUGUCAUUUUCACGGCUGAGACCCACAACUUCCCCACCGGCGUGGCUCCCUUCAGUGGGGCAACCACUGGAACAGGCGGGCGAAUCCGGGACGUGCAGUGCGCAGGUCGUGGGGCGCAUGUGAUCGCUGGCACGGCUGGGUACAGCUUUGGCAAUCUCAACAUUCCAGGAUACUCAUUACCUUGGGAGGAUGCAUCCCUGCCAUACCCAGGAAACUUCGCUCGGCCUGUAGAGGUGGCCGUUGGAGCCAGUGACGGUGCUUCAGAUUACGGAAACAAAUUUGGGGAACCUGUGCUGGCAGGCUUUGCACGCUCAUUUGGGCAGCGUCUGGCGGAUGGUGAGCGGUACGAGUGGAUCAAGCCCAUCAUGUUCAGUGGGGGUAUCGGGGCCAUGGAGGAUGCGCACGUGCUCAAGGAAACCCCACAGCCUGGUAUGGAUGUCGUGAAGGUUGGAGGUCCCGUCUAUCGAAUUGGAGUGGGGGGAGGAGCUGCAUCUUCCAUCCAGGUGCAGGGCGAUAAUGCCAGCGAGCUGGAUUUCGGGGCCGUGCAGCGUGGGGACGCAGAGAUGGAGCAGAAGAUGAACCGGGUACUGCGAGGUUGUGUGGAGAGCGGCGAGGACAACCCCAUCUGCAGCUUGCAUGACCAGGGCGCCGGAGGCAAUGGCAAUGUGCUGAAGGAGCUGAGCGAGCCAGCCGGGGCCACUAUCUACGCUAGCCGCUUCCAGCUCGGAGACCCCACGUUGAGCGUCUUGGAGAUCUGGGGGGCCGAGUACCAAGAGUCCAAUGCUCUCCUGCACCGGCCCCGGGAUGCAACUUUCUUGCGCCGAUUGGCUCGCCGCGAGAGGUGCCCUGUUGACUUCGUAGGUCGGAUUACUGGCGACGGACGGAUCGUGCUGGUUGACGACACGAAGACACCGGCAAGCGAUGACGAGCUGAAGGAAGGGAAGACGGGAGGAAGGCCUACCCCUGUCGACCUGAAGCUGGAAUGGGUUCUGGGGAAGAUGCCCCGCAAGGAAUUCAUUUUGAAGCGAGUGAAGCGAGCCCUCUGGCCUCUGGACCUGCCCCGGGACCUUAGCGUGGUGGACGCCCUCCAGCGAGUCCUGCGGCUGCCUUCCGUGGCUAGUAAACGUUACCUGACCAAUAAGGUCGAUCGGUCCGUGACAGGCCUGGUGGCUCAGCAACAGUGCGUGGGACCCCUGCACACCCCUCUGGCAGAUGUUGCGGUGGUGGCCCUGUCGCCCUUCGAGACCGUGGGAGGAGCCACAGCCCUGGGGGAGCAGCCUCUCAAGGGGCUCAUUGACCCAGCUGCCGGUGCUCGAUUGGCUGUGGCGGAAGCUCUCACCAAUCUGGUCUUUGCUCGGGUGACCGACCUGAAGGAUGUGAAGUGCAGCGGGAACUGGAUGUGGGCAGCCAAGCUCCCGGGUGAGGGGGCGACUUUGGCUGAGGCCUGCAGAGCGAUGUGCACCGUGAUGGGGGAGCUGGGCGUGGCUGUGGACGGAGGCAAGGACUCGCUCAGCAUGGCAGCCCGGGUUGGCACGGAAACGGUCAAGGCGCCUGGGACCCUGGUUAUCUCAGCUUAUGCCGUCUGCCCAGAUAUCAGAUCCACUGUCACCCCCGAUCUUAAAUGUCCAGAAGGCAAGGGGACCCUUCUUCAUGUGGCAAUCAACCCGGAUCGGCAUCGCCUAGGGGGCAGCGCGCUGGCCCAGUGCUUCUCUCAGCUGGGGGACGUUUCCCCAGACCUGGAUAGCCCCAGUACUCUUGUUUCUUGCUUCCGAGUCACCCAAGAGCUGCUGGAAGAUGGAUUGAUCUCCGCUGGGCACGACGUCAGCGACGGGGGACUCCUGACUUGUCUGCUGGAGAUGGCUUUUGCAGGGAAUUGUGGAGCCCGUGUAGAGUUGGGUGCCCCCGGAGUCAACGCCCUGGAGGCGCUGUUUGCAGAGGAACCCGGCCUGGUGCUAGAGGUGCCCCCCAUAGCGGCAGCCGAUGUCUGCCGACGCUACCAGGAAGCUGGUGUGCGGUGCGUGCCAGUCGGGCAUUCAGGUUCUCGGGGGCCCAAUGCCAUGGUCCGGGUCACUGUGAACAGCCAGGAAGUGGUAGCUGAGAAAGUGGGGACGUUACGGGGCUGGUGGGAAGCCACCAGCUUCCAGCUUGAGCGGCUGCAGGCCAACCCUGACUGCGUGGCCCAAGAAGAGGCAGGGCUGGCCAAGCGCACUGAACCAACCUUCAUCAUGACCUUUAACCCCCACGAGGAGCUUCCCCUGCUGCAGGAAAUAGCCAUGCCUGCCCCCCGGGUUGCUGUACUUCGGGAGGAAGGAAGCAACGGGGACCGUGAAAUGGUGGCUGCUUUCCUCAUGGCCGGGUUUCAGGUCUGGGACCUCAACAUGGAAGACCUGUGCUCAGGCGAGAUGUCGCUGGACUCCUUCCGAGGCCUGGUGUUCGUCGGAGGGUUCAGCUAUGCCGAUGUGUUGGGCUCGGCCAAAGGCUGGGCUGCUUCCGUGACCUUCAACCCCCGUGCGCAGGCUCAGUUCCAGGCCUUCCACCAUCGCAAAGAUACCUUCAGCCUGGGCGUGUGCAACGGCUGCCAGCUGAUGGCCUUGCUUGGUUGGGUGGGGACCGAGAACCCAGAUGCCGAAGUCGAAGUGGGUGGCUCAAUCAAACCGGGGGUGCUGCUGAGCCCCAACAAUUCUGGUCGCUUUGAGUCGCGUUUUGUGGCGUUGAACAUUGAGGAAAGUCCGGCGCUGAUGCUGCGGGGCAUGGCUGGUUCCACCCUGGGCAUCUGGGUGGCACAUGGAGAAGGUCGGAUGCGGUUCCGCUCAGCUGAAAUCCUGGAUCGCGUACGAUCUGCCCGUCUCGCCCCGCUACGCUACGUGGACGACCAGGGGCUGCCGACUGAGGAGUACCCCCUGAAUCCUAAUGGAUCCCCAUUAGGCAUUGCAGGCAUUUGUUCCCCCGACGGGCGCCAUUUGGCCAUGAUGCCUCACCCUGAGCGCUGCGCGCAGAUGCCUGAGCCAGCCAAGUCCGCGCCUGCGGCCAAGAAGGGCUCCAAGAAAGCCGUGACCAAGACGCAGAAGAAGGGGGACAAGAAGCGCAAGAAGAGCCGCAAGGAGAGCUACUCCAUCUACGUGUACAAGGUGCUGAAGCAGGUCCACCCGGACACCGGCAUCUCCUCCAAGGCCAUGAGCAUCAUGAACUCCUUCGUCAACGACAUCUUCGAGCGCAUCGCCGGCGAGGCCUCCCGCCUGGCCCACUACAACAAGCGCUCCACCAUCACCUCCCGCGAGAUCCAGACCGCCGUGCGCCUCCUGCUGCCGGGCGAGCUGGCCAAGCACGCCGUCUCCGAGGGCACCAAGGCCGUCACCAAGUACACCAGCUCCAAAUAA